UCCGGGAUGAGGACCACACUUCUUUGAUAAGGCUUAGAGAUUAUGGUCAGGAAUGACACCAUUCUGUCUCUGUUUUGCGAGUUAUUUACUUAUUGAAUGAAAAUGGGCGGCAAAAUUGACUGUUAUCUGGACAUUGCGUCCCUCUACAGCUACCUCGUAUUUCUCGAACUCCAAAAGAACAGCGACCUCCUCGCCUCUCACAAUGUAGAAGUCGAAUACCACCCCGUCCUCCUCGGCGCCAUAAACGCCGGUUCCGGCAACCGCCCCCCCUGGACCCUCCCCGCCAAAGCGUCCUACGGCAUGCAUGACGCCCGGCGCUCCAUCGCGCGGCACACCCCGCCGCCCGCCAUCUCCUUCCCGCCCGACAUGAUGAAAUCCGGCAUGACCGUCGCGCCGCUGCGCUGCCUGCACUACAUCAAACGCCACCACCCGCGCGCUACCUUCCUCGCCGCGCUGCACCACCUGUUCCAGGCGUUCUGGGCGCCGCCCAACGCGGAUUUGACGACGCUUGCCGGGGUGGGGGCGGCGUUGAGGGGUGUGCCGGUAAGUGGGGGGUCGUCGUCGUUGUUGUUGUUUACGGAGGGGGAGGUUGACGAGGUGCUGGCGGCGGCGGGGACGGAGGAGAUGAAGGGGCUGUUGAAGAAGACGACGCAGGAGGCGUUGGAGAAGGGGGCGUUUGGGGCGCCGUGGUUGUGGGUUCGGGAUGGGCGCGGGAGGGAGGAGCCGUUUUUUGGGAGUGAUCGGUUCCAUUUUGUGUAUAAGUUCUUGGGAUUGCCAUACACGGAUGUCACGCUGCUGCCGGCAGGCGGGGAGAAGGGGAAGCUUUGAAACGUUGUGCCGAGUUGCGCUCUGGGUUUUAAGAGUUG
Chaetomium fimeti is the source of this 866-nucleotide messenger RNA. Its product is annotated as thioredoxin-like protein. The transcript is spliced from 5 exons. Lineage: Eukaryota; Fungi; Ascomycota; Sordariomycetes; Sordariales; Chaetomiaceae. The record is from RefSeq and is a predicted model, not a curated record. Gene Ontology annotation, molecular function: glutathione transferase activity; glutathione peroxidase activity. Bases 97 to 828 code for a protein of 243 amino acids. Gene Ontology annotation, cellular component: peroxisome; mitochondrion. Gene Ontology annotation, biological process: glutathione metabolic process.